Adineta steineri is the source of this 954-nucleotide messenger RNA. Lineage: Eukaryota; Metazoa; Rotifera; Eurotatoria; Adinetida; Adinetidae. The record is from the annotation of a GenBank genome assembly.
AUGGCAAUGCAUCGACAAAAAAAGAAAUUUGUACCACCAACAAAAAAAGAAAGAGCUACCGCUCUUGGUGAAAUAGAUGAUUUAGAUGAAGACAUUCGACGUGCUCUGACAAUCGCCAUUGAUGAAUGUUUUCCAUCAAUUCCAAUACCAGAUGAAGACGCGUGGUUGAGUGAACAUUAUGAAGCCGGACAAACAGUAAAACAAUUUGAAAGAUUACGAAAAAGUCAACCAUCUCCUACAUGUAACAUUAUUUAUAUUCAACCAUUUGAAGAUUUUAAUGGUCCAAGAUCACCUAAUUUGAAUAUCAUAUGUGAUUUUUCUCAUAUAUUUUUUCCUGGAUGUCAAACUGAAAUCCUACCAUCAGUUGAAUUUGAUUCUAAAACAAAACAACGUAUUAAUCAAUAUACAAAACAACCACAAUAUUUCGUACCGAAUAUAAUGAAUCAAUUGAAAAAAAUGCAACGAAAACGACAUAAACGUGAAGAAUUAUUUUCUAUCGGUGUAACUAUGGUUGAUAUUUAUCCAAAUCCAAACUGGAAUUUUGUUUAUGGUGAAGCAUCAAUCGAUGAAGGAAUUGCAAUUUAUUCAUUUGCACGAUUCGAUCCAUUAUUUCCUCAUACAUCACUAGAAUCAUAUACAAAUGAAGAACAAGUACUGGUUCUUCGACGAGCUGUUAGUACUUAUAUACAUGAAGUAAUGCAUUUGUUUGGAUUCGAACAUUGCAUCUAUUAUCUAUGUUUAAUGAAUGGAACUAAUUGUGAAAAUGAAAUGGAUGGACAAUUAUUAUAUCUUUGUCCAAUAUGUUUAAAAAAACUUUAUAUUUUAUUUCGAAAACAAAAUUUUAAUAUUUUACAUAUGUAUGAAAAUCUAUUGGAACUAUCGAGAAAAAUUGGAUUUCAACAAGAAACUAUUUGGUAUGAGAAUAGAUUGCGACUGUUAAAUCAAGAUUUAUAA